Umbelopsis ramanniana AG is the source of this 881-nucleotide messenger RNA. RefSeq lists its product as uncharacterized. The transcript has a single exon. The record is from RefSeq and is a predicted model, not a curated record. The coding region runs from base 26 to 757 and encodes 243 amino acids. Lineage: Eukaryota; Fungi; Mucoromycota; Umbelopsidomycetes; Umbelopsidales; Umbelopsidaceae.
GCCCAAACCACAUUUUCCUCCUAACAUGGCCGCAACAGACAAGCCAAAUAGCGAUCUCGAUAUCGAUCGCUAUCUAACGCAAUCAGAGAAGCACAUGGAAAUAGAUCGCAUUCUCUCAACUUUCAAAUUGGAUCCAUUCUCCAUCAUGGAGCUCCCAUAUAAAGCAGUUGACCCAAAAGAACUAAAAAUGGCUUAUCGUAAACGUUCACUCAUGGUUCAUCCUGACAAAGUCGAUCAUCCUAAAGCACAGGACGCAUUUGAUUUACUCAAAAAAGCAGAAAGCGAACUCGGUGAUGACACUCGUGUUCGAUUCAUUCUGGGUAUCGUCGAAGAAGCAAAAGUGGAAGUGCUUCGGAAACAAGGCAUCAAGGUGAAAAUGAUACCCAGCAAAGUAGAAACGAUAGUACCCAAAGAUGGCGAAAAUGCAGAUGCCGAACCAGUGGUGACGAUGGUCCCUGCACGAAUAGACGAAAGCGAAUACCCAUACAUUACGUCGGCGGAAGGACGGCAAGGCGUCAAAGACCAGGUCAAGGAAAUUCUGAUAGAGAUGGAACUACGUAAGCGAAGGCUGCGCAAGAAGGAAAUGGAAGCGGAAGGAGAAAUAGCCCGCAAGACAGAGGAGGCAAUCCAGGAAAGAAAGCGCAAAGUGGAAGAAAAGCAAGCUUGGGAAGCCAAUCGAGAAACGCGGGUGAACAGCUGGAGAGAUUUUCAAAAAAAGGGAGGAGCAAAGAAAAUCAAGAAGAAGAAGACAGCGUGAAGGAGAGCAUGAUAACGAACAACAGUUUGCUUUUCGUUGUAGACUUUUUGCCAAAUUGCAUAUUUCAAAUUUGAAUAGUUUCCAUAAUAAAGUUCAUGUAUACAACUUGCACUGAAAUUUUUCU